CUAGCUCCUACGCUUCCGCCUUCAUUUAAAAAAUCCGCGCAACCCAGGGGAACCAAUUUCCCCCUUUUCCCAAACCGAUUGAUUUAGAGAGAGAGAGAUAGAGACGCCAAAGACUUCGAGAGUUCUCUCAUCUUCGGUUUCCCGUUCUCUUUUCCCCCCUUUUUGGCUGGAGGAUGGAGAGGUUUGGAUCGGCGCCGGCGUUGUCGCCGUCGGAGGAGGCGAUGUAUGUGAGCUGGGAGGAGGUGAGCGCGACGAGCGAUACAGGGAGGGCGGAGGUCCGAUAUUACCUCAGACGGAAGGACGGAGGUGCGGAUCUGGCUGUCGUUGGCAAAGAGAAGAGCUUGAGGCAUGUGUCUUACCGCUACGGCAAUCGGAUUCGGUCCCUAUCCGAUUCUAUGGGCCCGCUGUUGAAGCUCAGAACCCGGCACGAGGUCAUUGAUUGGCUCAACUCGAUUGUUUCAGAUUCAUCGCAUCAACAAUCAUCUGUGUUAGCUAAACCUCUUAGCAGCAGCUAUGCCCGUUCAUCUGAUUUUUUGAACAUCAAGGAUCCUCAAUCUCUGAAAAUCAGUCCUGUUACUAGAGCAUUUUCGUGGUUGGGCUCCCCUUGGAUGUGCAGGAGAAAAAGGAAGCACUUUCCAUCUUUCCAUAGAAACGGUGUAAAAAUUUCUGUUUUUGACUUUGUGUAUGUUCUAGCUGAAGAAGGAAAAAGACUUGUUGCAUAUUUGGAAGAUAUGUAUGAAGAUUCAAAGGGAAGUAAGAUGGUUGUGGUACGAUGGUUUCACAAAAUUGACGAGGUUGGUAUUCCUCUGCCUCAGAAUUACAAUGACAGAGAGGUUUUCUUCUCUCUUUGUCUGCAAGAUUUAAGUGUUGAAUGCAUAGACGGUUUGGCUGUCAUCCUCAGUCCUCAGCACUUUCAGAAGUUCCAGAGUGUAGCAGCACAUACUAGGAUGGACCCUUUUAUGUGUGACCAUAUGUUUGAAGAUGAUGAAGUAAAGCCCUUUAAUGUCACUAGGGUGAAGGGCUACUGGAACCAAGAAAUAGUGAGGCAUAUGUACCCUGUUUCUGGUUCAACAAAAGAUCAGGCAGCUUUGCAGCAGUUUGAUCGUGAUGUUGAGAUCAGGCCUAGAAAGAGGCAUUGUCGAUCCAGAGAUAAUGAGGCCAAGGCCAAGGCAAACCCUGCUGAACAUCUGAAGGUUGGCCAUGAAGUUGAAGUGCUUUCACAGGAUAGUGGAAUUCGAGGAUGUUGGUUUAGGGCUAGAAUAAUUAAGAAGCACAAGGAUAAAGUGAAAGUGAGGUAUGCAGACAUUCAAGAUGCAGCUGAUGAAGCUAAAAAGCUGGAGGAAUGGAUGCUGGCAUCUCGAGUUGCUAGUCCUGAUAAGUUGGGCAUCCGGAUAGCUGGAAGGAAAACCGUCCGUCCUGCCCCUGAGUUGGAUGAAGAGUGCUUGUUUGAUGUCAAACCUGGAGCUGCUGUCGAUGUGUGGUGGCAUGAUGGCUGGUGGGAAGGAAUCGUUGUUGAAAUGGAUUCUGAGCAGAAAAUUCGUGUUCAUUUUCCAGGUUUGAGAGAACAAGGAAGAAGUGUUGUUCGUUCGAACUUGAGACAGUCUCAAGAAUGGUUGGAGAAUGGUUGGAUAAAACUCAAGGCAAGGCCUGAGAAUGUGGAUUCUAUCCUAUCUCAGUCAUUAAGCAAGCCUAGGGUGAGCCAACCAGUUGCUAGUAAGAUGGCCCGACCUAUACUUUCUGAUCCGAAGCAUCAUUCCAUGAAAGUUGAAACCAACAGCAGUAGCAGAUCAGGUUCUGAGCAGCAGCAUUCCAGAAAAGUUGAAACUGACAGUAGCAAGUUAGGAUUAGAUUCCAGAAGUGAUGAUGAUAGAAAUGAAGAAUCGAAGAAAGUGGUGUUGGAUUUGUCGAAAGAUGAUUUGCUGACCAAACUCAGAUGGAAAUCCUCAAGGAAGAGAAGACGGCGGGUCCGGUGGUGGUGGAAACACCUGCUUCUGACCUCAAGGGCUUUCAGAAAGUUUAAGCCGGAGCCGAAGGUGGAAGCAGUGGAAGCUGUCUACCACCAUUGGAAUGCUUGGGAUACGGUCCCCUGGAGGGCGAGAAUGGCUCUUGUAGUUAGGCAGCACAAGGAAGAGAACUAUGUGAAGAGCAAGAAGAAGAACAACAAGAGAAGCAUGUCUGUUCCUGGGAUCAGUAGCCUGGCUUCCAUCGAGUCAUUGUCCAUGCCUCUUGUUUGUCCAGGAGGUGGUGAUAUCAGCAGAUAUCAGUGUGCACAGUGUCAAAGGAGAGUAGCUGAAGCUAUCUCCAGAAGAGUGUGGGCUCUUAUGGGAACUGUCACCUUUUUGCUUUUCCUUUUUAUGGAUUCUCUUUUCACAAUCACAUGUGGGACAGAGUCAGUAACAGUAAACCUGGUGGAGAAGCAGGUGACUCUCACUUGUACAUACCCAGGACCAGGACCAGGAGGUGGUGGCAGAGUUGUUUACAGGAACCCUUUAAGCAGAAUUGCCAUUAUCAGCAGGCGCAUUUUGGGUUCUUCUUCUUCUUCUUCUUCUUCCAAGAGGUAUUGAAGAAAAGGAGAGGGUAUAUUCAUCUUGGAAACACAUUCCCACCUCUGUAACCUUUCUGAGUAAUGGAAGCAGCUAAAGUAGGAAUGGGGGUACAUAUAUAAAUGCAUUCUUGUAAAGCAUCUUGGCCUAAUCAUGUAUAUCUGAUCUUGUGUUAAUUCAAUGAUGGCACAUGCUUCUCCUUCCCAAAAACUAAGAAGAACAAAC
Messenger RNA from Linum tenue, 2768 nucleotides. The record is from the annotation of a GenBank genome assembly. NCBI's taxonomy places the organism in Eukaryota, Viridiplantae, Streptophyta, Magnoliopsida, Malpighiales, Linaceae.